This is a messenger RNA of Pungitius pungitius (ninespine stickleback), 2597 nucleotides long. It is a transcript of the gene gdf2, whose product is annotated as growth differentiation factor 2. The record is from RefSeq and is a predicted model, not a curated record. The transcript has 2 exons. Gene Ontology annotation, molecular function: growth factor activity; cytokine activity. Gene Ontology annotation, biological process: BMP signaling pathway. Gene Ontology annotation, cellular component: extracellular region. NCBI's taxonomy places the organism in Eukaryota, Metazoa, Chordata, Actinopteri, Perciformes, Gasterosteidae. Bases 243 to 1523 code for a protein of 426 amino acids.
CUCGUGAUAACAGCUCUUAAAAGAAGGCAUCAAUGGCAGAGAUAAGCUCGGCCAAGCUACUAUUUUGGUCGACUCAAGUCCCCCUGUUUACUCUGGGAGCAUGGGAGCGGACAUCAGGACUGUGGUCCUUGCAUUGGCCGUCUCCAUUUUCCAACCUUGUCGUCGCAAAAGUCCGUUUUCAGGCCCGGGCAGAAGGUAAAGUUUGUGCCACCUCAGCGGAUUAGAGCGGAUCUAGUUUCAACAUGCAGCGCUCCAGAUCCUUCCUGUUGCAGUUCUGCUUGUGCCUGGCGGUCUGCGCGGGCUUCUGCACCUGCAAACCUCUCAAUAAUGACCUGCAGAGCGGGGGGCCCGAGGGACGCUACUCCCAGCUGUCAGAGGAGGAUCUUCUGGACGAGGAAGAAGGCGACUUCAGGAUGCAGGAGCUCCUGGGAACAAUGAAGGACGGCUUUCUGAGGAAGCUCAACCUGUCGGAUGUUCCCCAGGAGAACGGCAGGAUCUGCCCUCCUCAAUUCAUGAUGGAGCUCUACAACAAGUACGCCUCGAACAGCUCGGCAAACCCUCAGUCUGAUGUCAUUCGAAGCUUCACCGUCCAAGAUAUCGCUGUGUCUGUAACAACCGGAACCAAGUCAAGGCACAGGCUGCACUUCAACGUCAGCAUCCCCAACCACGAGAAGAUCACCACUGCUGAACUGCAGCUCUUCUUCUUCUUCCUCCCACGGGGCGGACCCGGGGUCGCCUCCCGCAGCGUCGCGGCCGCCAUCGAGGUCUAUCAAGUAGACCGCGACGACGCCACCCCCACCACGCCAAUGCUGGCUGGUAAAGAGGUGACAGGCGUCGGCAGCGCGUGGGAGACCUUCGAUGUGACCGCAGCCAUUCGCAGCUGGAUCGAGUCGGGCCACGGGGCGACCGGGUUUGAUGUUGUGGUGCACGGGAAGGACUGCGGGGCCUCUGGAGACGGAGGAGGAGAAGCUGCAGGCUGUUUGAACCUGAGCGUGUCGGUCGGAGGGAACACUUCGGCGGCGUUGAUAGUCUUCUCGGACGAUUUGGGCAGCAAGGCGAGGGAAACAAAGAAGGAGUUAAGGGCAAUGAUCCUGCACGAAGAAGAGACCAUCCUACACUACGGCGCCGAAUGGACCGCGGGGGACCAGCUUCAAAACGAGAUCCCGCGAGUUCAACAGCCGCGCAGGCAGAAACGAAAGGCAGAGCGGGAGUACUGCCGGCGGACCUCUCUCAAGGUCAACUUCAAGGACAUCGGCUGGGACAGCUGGAUCGUGGCGCCUCCAGAAUACGAGGCCUUUGAGUGUCGAGGCCUGUGCCACCACCCGCUGACGGACGAAUCGACCCCGUCGAAGCACGCCCUGAUCCAGACGCUGAUGAACAUCAAGAACCCCGCCAAGGCCAACAUGGCGUGCUGCGUGCCCAUCAAACUGGACUCCAUCCCGGUCAUGUAUCAGGAGAACGGACGCCUCACCAUAAGAUACCUUUAUGAGGAGAUGAAGGUGGCAGAGUGUGGCUGCAGGUAGUCACAGAGAAUAUGGUUCAUACGCUGCAGUUAAUCCAAGUCAGUCUGAUUUUUGUUUGGCCCGUAGAAGAGAAGAGGAAUGUCAAAUGUAACUUUGCGCAUCCCGAUUUUGCAGCAGUUGCAGUUAAAAAAGAGCGUAGAACAUGGAUGUCUCCUACCGAGAUGGGUAAGAUUUCAAAAAGGCAACAGCAUGAGUGAAAGGGAUUGUGUUGACCAGGCUGACAUGGUGUGAGCAGGGUUACAUCCAGCGAUGAGCACUCAAGACAAGUACAGCUGAGGUUUAAUCGGGUGAAAAGGCAUCACUGGAUUCCCAAAAAGAAAAGAAAAGCUGUGUAAUAUCAACACAGAGGAACGACAGCAGAUGCAAGUAAUAUAAUAAAAGUCAUGCAAUUUCUUGCAUUAAACAUACUGCAUGUAGCUUUUCACACCGUAGUCAUGGAACAAUGCUAUGUGGCUUUUACAGUAAAUACGUUUUAAACUAAAAAGGAAACCUCUUGAGAGACCAACAAAAGGUCAGCUGCUACAUCAGCUGCUGUGAAUUAAAAAUGUCUUGUCAUUGUUUUUUGUUCUGCAUCUUGCAUCUUGCAUGUUAACAUCAAUAAGCAAAAAUCAAUCAAGGAGACAGACCUUUACAUUGUGUAUUUAAUAUUGGAUAUAUGUACAUACAAAACUGAACAAAACUGUAAAAUAAUAAACAAAAAAACAUAUCUAAAAAUUAAUCUAAUCUGUUAUUGGACCUCAUUGGUUACUAUUACAAAAUAAAAUGAUUUUUGUUUUUUUGGAGUUCAUCAGUGAUGUUAUUAAAAUAAAUUAAUUGACCUGUUUGGAUAGAUAGGAUGACAUUUAAUCACAACCUUCUAUUUUUUAAUCAUGUACUAGUUGUUGUGUAAAUCUGUACAUUAUCAUUGAAGUGUAAUUUGUUAAUAUAUACCUAGAUAUAGAUAUAUAGAUAAAUAUCUCCAUACAUACUUGUACAGUGUUCAGCUUGAACAUGCAUCACUGAGUGGAGAGUUUUUAUUGAACUGUAUGUCUUGUGUAUAUUUUCCCUUAAAUGAAUAAAGAAUCUGGUCACAAA